Strongylus vulgaris is the source of this 546-nucleotide messenger RNA. The record is from the annotation of a GenBank genome assembly. Lineage: Eukaryota; Metazoa; Nematoda; Chromadorea; Rhabditida; Strongylidae.
AUGCGGUUUUUUCUUCUCUUCAUCCUCUUUGCCGUUGAAACUGUGGACAGUCGCGGAGGUCGAAGAGGAGGGAAAGGGAAGGGGAAGAGUAAUCUACAAUUUGCACAAGUAGCGGAGUUCUCACUGAUUCAUACACAACUGGCUGAUAACCGAAGUGCACAUAUAGUCACCGGAUCUCACUUCAGUCAAACGUUCCGACUCGGAUAUAAACUGAUAUUGAUAUGCAAGGCAAAAGGAGACCCACGGCCAACUAUCAAAUGGUACAAGGAAGGAGCAGAAUUACAUCCAAAACACAACGUUCACUAUUACGAAAAACCUCUGGCUGACGACAUGUUAUGGAGCAAACUGGAAAUUGAUUUGCCAGCUAUACUAAAGGUAAGCAAGGUAGAACUCCUCGGAACAAGCACCUUCGCUUUCUGCGGAGUCUCUUCAAAAAUGUUGUGCUUCUCCACAUUACUGUAUCUUGCUGAGAGGUACUGGAAACGGCAGUGCCUCUGGUCAACAGAUAACGUUUUUUGGAUUGGCAUACUGUCGCAAAAAAUUUAA